GUCGUGUACUUCUUCAGCGUGUGGCGACCCUGGAGAUCACUUUUGCUUUCGAAGCGCGCUACGGCAGCCAAAGCAUCCAUGCAGCUCGUGCUGCGCGCCGCCGCGACAGCCGCCGCCACUGUCGCCCUGUUCGGCGCCAAUCCCGCCGCCGCCACCAACCCGUUGGAGUAUUCGCACCACGCCUCCCUACGUCGCUUGGUGGAUGUUCCCGAAGUAAACAAUGAAACACUCGAUUCGGCCAAGAAAUUUAGCCAAGAUGCGCUCAAGUUCCUGACCAACCUGCGAGGCGGCGACCCCACGUUCUACGCCAACUUAAUCACUACGGUCCAGAUUCUCAUGUGCGACGAACAAUGCGCAAAGGAUGGCCACGCCGACACCGCAGAAACCAACGCGGUGUGGACCGGUCCCGACGAAGGCAUUGCCCCCUACUUUCGGUUUGUCUCCAAGGACAGCAAACUCGCGCUGAAAAAUGAAACGGGGGCGUGCAUCCAUGUCGCCCGCCCGACGGGGGUUGUCGCGGCCAACUACGCCAAAGGGCUGUGCGAAGUCAAGCCCAAUUGCUACUGGGCUCCCAUUGACGAGACGGCGUUGACGGACCGCGGCCCCAAGUACUCGACUCUCCAGGGCCCGCAGCCUCCCGACGGCGCAUACCGCAUCUCGGACGCCAAAGCAUUUGUUCAAACGUAUGCCAAGGGGUUCGGCGCCGUCGUGGUGCCGUCCAUCAUUCUCCUCGUCUUGAGUAUUCUGAGCAUCCUGCUCUUCAUCUUGUGCCGCUGCUGCUGCAACAAGUGCGGGGGCCGCAACGGCAAGCCAGGCGGGUACAACUGCAUGGAAAAGUUCCUCCCGAUCCUGUUCUACCUGUUGUUUGCGAUCGCGAUCCUCGUCCUCGCCGCGCUCUCGUACGUGUACUAUGGCAUCGUCACGACGUCCGUGUCCAAGAUCUUUGAGAUCAUGCUGGCCCUCAUCGACACGAUCACGACGUGGGUGGCAUCGCUUUUGUCGCCGCUCAAGCACAUUGGUGACAACGUGGUGUUGUCCUCGAGCAAGAUUUCGACGCAGCUCGACAACUCGGGGUUCAUCGAAACCGGCCUCUCCGGGAUCAUGAACCAGCUCACGGCAUUCGAGGCCCAGACGUAUGGGGUCACCCUGCCGCUCCACUGCGUCGUCGGUCGUGAUCUCUUUUGCACGGCGUGCCAGGCUUGCACAAACAUCAACACGCAAAUCAACACGGUCAGCACACAAAUCGACGCGGCCGCCGGCGCCGGCGUCAAGAGCUUGAAAGAGACUCGGUCGUCGAUCAAGUCGCUGUUGAUCGGCGCCAGCGACACGAUCCAAGACGUCGUCAAGAUGGCAGUAACGACGCAGGACACGCUCAUGGACACGCUCAAGUCGAACACGGCGCCCGUCGUCGACAUCCAAACCCAGUGGAACAGCAACACGGCCGUGACCAAGUACGGCAUCAUCGCGCUGUUUGCCCUCGCGAUUGUCGUGAUUGUGCUGGGACUGCUCGGAAUUCUGUUUGGUCUCACGCCGCUGCGAUGCCUCGUCGUCAUUAUGCACGUCGCGUACAUCAUCGCGUUCAUUGCGAUCAUCAUCACGUUCAUCUUGUCGGCCGUCUUCCUUGCCGUCAGCGUCCUCCUCGGCGACAUCUGCCAAGUCUCGGAUGUGAUCUCGGGCAACUGGACCAUCGCGCUCGGCGAAGACGCCAAGAUUGUGGACGCGUGCUUCAAGAACGAAUCGCUCGUCGACGUCAUGAAGCUGUCGGACCAGUUUGCAUUCGCCGACAAGAUCCAGUUCCCCACGAUCGAUCUUGGCACGAUGCUCGACUUUUCCAGCUUCACGGCGUUCUCGCAGACCAUCGGGUCGACGACCACGUCGACGUUUUCGUUCGACCCGGCCGCGAUUCAGCAGUUUGUGAACGCCCUCAACUCGCAGACGAACGUAAACGCCGGCGGGUGCGUCGUCGCGGACGGACAUUACACGGAUGCCAACAUCUUGACGCCGUGGACGGCCAACUCGGACGCAGCGCCGUCCACGACGGCCGAGACGUACAUGCAGACUCGGUACACUCCCAAGAAUGCCCAAUGCAACAGCCGGCCCAUGCAGUGCAUGGCUUCGUCCGCAACCUGCCACUACUCGGACUUUGUCACGGAAAUCUGGCGCAACGCGAGCACACUGCGCAUCAUUCAGCGCGACGCCGCCGUCUUUGUCACCAACAUGACGACCUCCAUGAACAACUUGGUCGGGUACGUUGACACGUUCAAGGACAACGUGACGAGCCUGACGAUGACGCUGACCGGCAUCGGGAACGACCUCGGUUCGUCGCUCAUUGCAGACGUCAAUUUGAUCAAGGCCCGCAUGCGGUGCGCAUUUGUCGCCGACACGUACAAGCAACUCACGGACGAGUUUUGCGUGAACAUGGUGCCGUCCUUCCUCAUGAUCUCGCUCUUCCUCUUCCUCAUGGGCAUCUUCCUCAUCCCGGUCAUCAUCACGCUCAUCAUCAUGGUCAAGCGACUGCGCCACAAGCACACGGGCGGCGCCGCCGAGAUGGACACCAAGUACAAGUAGGCGUCGUAGCAACGUUGCAUGAAAUCACAACGUUUUUUUU
This is a messenger RNA of Aphanomyces invadans, 2608 nucleotides long. RefSeq lists its product as hypothetical. Lineage: Eukaryota; Oomycota; Saprolegniomycetes; Saprolegniales; Verrucalvaceae. Bases 79 to 2568 code for a protein of 829 amino acids. The transcript is spliced from 5 exons. The record is from RefSeq and is a predicted model, not a curated record. Gene Ontology annotation, cellular component: membrane.